AUGUUUGCCCGUCGUGGCUGCACAACCGUGUCGGUGAUCGCACUAGUACUGUUAGGUUUGCCGCUAGCCGAACCCUCCCGGGAUGGUAAGUUUGGUGCCCGGCUGGUGGGCCGCAUCCGCGAGCGCCGUUUGGAGCGGAUCCAACAGCGACAGCGAUCGCUGAUCGCCUCCAAUGAGGCUUACAACGAAUUCUCCCCGGACUACCGGGAUGAGGCCCGAUCCGGGUCGGAGAAUAAUGGGACCGUUCCGGACACGAGCAAAGGUGAAGAUUACGAGAUGAAUGUAGCGGGCUCGGCGGAGGACGUGCGUAGACAACCUGCGUCCUUCGCCCUACUCGACACACUGAAGCCCUCCUCGCGCAGGUCCAUGUUCGAGGGAAAGAUCAUAUUCCGGUUCUACCAUGGUGGUAACCUCACGAAACAGACGACACUGGUCGAGGACGAUCGGCUGCUGAACGGUACGGAAUGCUCACCGGACGAACGGUUCGCACUGAUCGUGCACGGAUGGCGCGAGAACUGCUACGAAGUGCCGUGGGUGUUGAGUCUGCGGGAGAACCUGCACCUUCACCGGGGUGGCUGUGUCGCCUGCAUGGACUACUCCUCCUUCUCGAGCGGUGGGUACGGUGGGCUGGUGGGCGUGUUCCGCGACAUCCGCGACGUACUGUUGCACUUCCUGCUGCAGCUCCGGUACGAGGGCGUCCAGUUCGAGCGGACGUACGUGUUCGGGUUCAGUUUUGGCGCUCAGCUCUCGCUGGACGUGGGCAGCCGGAUCGGGGGCCAGGAGCUGGAAGCGAUCGAUACCUGCGACAUGGCCGGGCCCGGCUUCGACAGUGACCGGGCGUUCAAGCAGAUGGAUUUCCGUAACGCGGCCAAAAAUGUCCAGUGUGUGCACACGAGCAUCGACAAGGGUACCAAGUUCCCGAACAAAUGCCACCAAAACUGGCGGAUGGGACAGUGCGGGUUGCGGCAGGCGGCGGCCGGUCCGCCACCGCUCGGAUCGCACGGACUCUGUCCGGUGUUUUACAACCUUGCGUUUAAGUACCAGUUCCUGGCCCAGCCGAAACCGCUCGAGUGUCUAUCGCUCAGCGAGAUCGCGACCUACCCGCGCAACUACCGGAUGGGUUAUAUGGAAACGCGAAAGAGCGAGGUACGCGGGGAACUGUUCGCCCAAACUUCUGACGUGUACCCGUACACGGUGUUUACCAACCCGUACAACAUAUUCGAGUACGGCUUCUAA
Anopheles marshallii is the source of this 1236-nucleotide messenger RNA. RefSeq lists its product as uncharacterized. The coding region runs from base 1 to 1236 and encodes 411 amino acids. The record is from RefSeq and is a predicted model, not a curated record. Gene Ontology annotation, molecular function: lipase activity. NCBI's taxonomy places the organism in Eukaryota, Metazoa, Arthropoda, Insecta, Diptera, Culicidae. The transcript is spliced from 3 exons.